GCGAGCGAGGGGCGAGACGGGGCCGGUCGGUCCGCACCAGGCAGCCCGGCCCGGCCCGGCCCCCUUCCAACAGCCCUGUGAGAUGGGCAAAAAUGACCAUGUAGCAAAAAUGCAGAGCACGGGAAGCACAGAGGUGAAGAUAGUCUCAGCACUCUUCUCACUCUGCAUAGAAUCCCUGUCAGUCUCCGAGUGCAGAGCUGAGGUGCUUCUGAAUUCAUAUAACAGGAAUACAAAUACUUGUUUAAGUCCUGCCAAUGUCUCUGACACUCUACAAGCAAACAUUUAAAACAAGUCUCUGCUCAAGAACAGUUCAACCCUCUGGAAUGAUGUAGGAUGGCUUCUGAAGGCUCAGCUGUCUGGCACACCAUCCACUGCUUGCUGAAAAAGUGUUUUUGUGUCCUCCAAGAGCAGCAUGAAGUCUGGAAGAAGACACUGGUUGGCUGCACACCUCUCCUUGAUUCCCUGACCAACCUGGCAGAGCAGAUGCAAGCCUCACAAAAGGUCGCCUUUGCAAGUACCCCACUGGGAGACUUCCCCUGCCUGCCAGAGAGGCUCUGGCACAAGCAGCGAUGUGCCGUUGAGGCUUUGCUGAAGGAGCUACAGCAGGACAAGCUACUGGAACUGCAGAAGGUGCGGGAUGCUGUUGGUGCUGGCGUGGCAAGGAUUUUCCUGCUUUGUGAGCUGCAAGGUAGCAGUCUGUGCCUGGAGAGCUCCUGCCAGCGUUCUGCCCUCUGUCCCUCAUUGGCAGACAUGUUGGAAGGGCUGCUGGAUGUUGAGGGUUUUUAUCACCACAUAUAUCUGGAGAUGAAGUUAUUCCUUCUUCAGGUCAGCUAUGAGAACCUUACGGAGAUGGAAGUUCUGCCCAAGGCCUUGAAGAAGGUGCUGCAUCAUGGCCUCCAAAAUGUAGUAGAAGAUGUGUUGCUGAAGGUCUCUUUCUUCCGGGAAGCUGUGUGAGGAUCCGCAAUUACAGGCCGGUUUGCACAGGGCAGCACAUCAUCAUGCAAGGGGUGCUCUGACUUUGGAUGGAGCUUUCCAGCCCUGCAGUCAGAAGCUGCUCACAACUGGAUUCUGCUCUGUGAAGACCCUUGGGCCAAUCCCCUUUCCUUUUGUGUCUUGUCUUUUAGAUUGUAAGCCUGUGGGCAGGGACUGUCAAGAAAUAUUUUUGUAAGCUGCCGUGAGAGCCUUUUUUGGCUGAGUGGCGGGAUAAAAAUGCUUAAAUAAAUAAAUAAAUAAAGACCAUGCAAAAGCA
Messenger RNA from Elgaria multicarinata webbii, 1249 nucleotides. RefSeq names its product AFG2 interacting ribosome maturation factor (gene AIRIM). NCBI's taxonomy places the organism in Eukaryota, Metazoa, Chordata, Lepidosauria, Squamata, Anguidae. Gene Ontology annotation, cellular component: cytoplasm; nucleus. The transcript has 7 exons. The record is from RefSeq and is a predicted model, not a curated record. The coding region runs from base 334 to 954 and encodes 206 amino acids.